This is a messenger RNA of Echinops telfairi (small Madagascar hedgehog), 1275 nucleotides long. Its product is annotated as junctophilin-2-like. The transcript has 4 exons. Bases 1 to 300 code for a protein of 99 amino acids. NCBI's taxonomy places the organism in Eukaryota, Metazoa, Chordata, Mammalia, Afrosoricida, Tenrecidae. The record is from RefSeq and is a predicted model, not a curated record.
AUGGCCAGGGAGCUGGCCCCAGACUUCUACCAGCCAGCCCCCGCGCCCCGGGGCCCAGAGUCGGAGCCGCUAGCCAAGCUGGAGCCCAAGCCCAUCGUCCCGAAGGCUGAGUCCAAGGCCAAGGCUCGUAAGACGGAGGCUCGAGGUCUGACCAAGGGCAAGAAGAAGGCUCGGAAGGAGGCUGCGCUGGCAGCCGAGGCGGAGGUGGAGGUGGAAGAGGUCCCCAACACUGUCCUCAUCUGCAUGGUGAUCCUGCUGAACAUCGGCCUGGCCAUCCUCUUCGUGCACCUCCUGACCUGACCCUCACCUGCCAGAGCCAGGAGUGCGUGCUGGGGAUUCCAGGACCCCUCUUUCUGCAGUGCCAGGCAGGAGGGCCAAGGAGGACCGAACUCCACACCGACCUCCGGGGGCCAGCUGGCACUCACAACAGACGUUUACGGAGGCCUUGCACUGUGCCGUGCUGGGCGGCAGACGGUGCCAGGAGGAAUAGAAUGUGCUGGAACCCUCUGGAAGCUCUCUACCCACUCUGAGGAAGGCCCAGAGGAGAUGAGCCCUGAUCCUUUGAGCUUUCUGCACUGCUCCUGUCCCCCAGCCCAUCCACUUCUUUGUCUGUUUCCGGGCUUUUGCGUCAUGUUUUGGGAGAAGUCACCACAUGGGGGAUGAAUGAGAACCCCGCCCACCUUCUGCUCCGCUCCAGCCACUCCCCGCAAGCUUCUGACCGGUGGGCCUAGGCUGCCCAGGAGAUCAGAGGGAAUAUGUGACCCCGUGUGACACCAAGGAACCACCCCCAGACCCUCAGCUGACCCACUCCUAACUGUCCCAACUGCCCGCACCCUGAUGCCAACUGGGGCAGCCUGGCUUCUCUCAGCAGUCAGGUCAAGGCAGGUGCUGUGCAAGGGGGAGACCCAGGGACACGGGAGCCCCUAUCCAGGCUGGAGGAGACAGGGGAUAGUUAAGAUGGGCCCUGAUUCUGAGUGUGACCGGCUGGAUGGGGAUGGCACUGUCCCCCUGCGCCCCCCACCAUGUGGGUUCAGGGUGGAGACACUUAAGGGGAACUCUGCUGCAAUGGCCUGCGAUUGGCUUGUUCGAUUCUUUGCCAUGGUCCCUGGGGGCUUGGGGGAGGCCCAGGGGGCCCCUGAUGGUGCCGGGAACAGACUGCCUGCAGCUGGGGGCUACAAUGUCCCCACUGGGGGCUGGGCUGUCCGUGUGGCUUGCUUGGUGGGGAAGACAGGCUUGCACGCACUCACUGAUGAUGCUUUGUACCUCACGCGGGGA